This is a messenger RNA of Phragmites australis (common reed), 1465 nucleotides long. Its product is annotated as transcription factor VIP1-like. The record is from RefSeq and is a predicted model, not a curated record. Lineage: Eukaryota; Viridiplantae; Streptophyta; Magnoliopsida; Poales; Poaceae. Gene Ontology annotation, molecular function: DNA-binding transcription factor activity. The transcript has 4 exons. Gene Ontology annotation, biological process: regulation of DNA-templated transcription. Gene Ontology annotation, cellular component: nucleus. The coding region runs from base 212 to 1201 and encodes 329 amino acids.
GCUUUCCUGGUUUGCUUCAUGCACCGGUUCCACGCAGGAGCGAGCCGCGGCCCCCCGCGCCGGUCCUCGACCUUCUACUACUCCCCACACCUCGACGGCUCGACGAGCACCAAACCCAUCUCCUCCGGUUCCGGCCCCGAGCAGUCCCCGCACGAGCUCACCAUCGCCGCGCCACUGCCUCCCGCGCCGGCGUUGACUGCGGUUGACCGCCAUGGACCCGCGCUUCCCGCCGCCGGCGCCGUCCUCCUGCUUCGGUGGGGGUGGGGGCGGCGCCCCUGGACGCGGGCACCACCGGCGGGCCCACUCGGAGACGUUCAUCCGGCUCCCCGACGCCGACCUCCUGCUCGACCCCGAGGGUGACUUCGCCUUCUCCGACCUCGACUUCCCCUCCCUCUCCGACAACUCCCCCGCCGCGUCCGACCCCACGCCUCCGCCGCCCCAGCCGCUGCCGCAAGCGGCCUCCUCGGCGCCAAGGCCGCCUAGCGGGGCCCACAUGAGGAGCCUCUCCCUCGACGCCGCCUUCUUCGACGACCUCUCGCUUCAUGGGGGAGGAGUGGGGAGCGGCGGCUUGGCGGGGCAUAAGAGGAGCGGCUCCAUGGACGGGGCGAGCUCGCCGUUCGAGGGCGAGUCCGCUCCUCCGGGCGUGCUGCCGGACUACGCGAAGAAGGCGGUGCCGGCCGAGAAGCUCGCUGAGCUCGCGCUCCUCGACCCCAAGCGCGCGAAGAGGAUUCUGGCCAACCGGCAGUCGGCGGCGAGGUCCAAGGAGAGGAAGAUCAAGUACACAAGUGAGCUGGAGAGGAAGGUGCAGACGCUGCAGACCGAGGCGACCACGCUUUCAGCACAGCUCACGCUUCUUCAGAGGGAUACUUCUGGUUUAACCACUGAAAACAGAGAGCUCAAACUCCGGCUGCAGGCCAUGGAAGAGCAAGCUAAACUUCGAGAUGCUCUGAAUGACGCCCUGAGAGAAGAAGUCCAGCGGCUUAAGAUAGCCGCAGGUCAAGUUCCUAACAUGAACGGCAACCCCUUCAACGGAGGACUACAGCAGCAGCAGCAGCAGCAGCAGAUGGCAAGCUAUUUCUCGCAACCACAGCAGAUGCACUACUUGGGCGGGCACCAGGGCCAGCAUCACCGUCAGAACCAUCAUCCCCAGAACUCUUCAAACGUUGACCAGUCCCUGAACGACUCCAUGGAUUUCAUGUGAGGAGACUAGCUCGGGCGCCUGAUGUCGCACAUACCAACCGCAACUAAGUACUGUAAAGGUAGCUGAUGUAUACCGUAUUCAUAUGAAUCAUUCGUAGGGUAGCUAGCUGUUCUUUGUACCAUUAAUCAAGAAGUCAUUCAUGCAUGAAACCUAUCUUCCCUUUUGUUUUGGGGGUAAAAUGCCUUGACUGUUUGACAUGUUUACCUGUCGCUGUUACCAUGUAAAGAUGCUCUUAGAGUGAAUGGAAUGGUUUUCGGUUGUAAA